AAAGCAACAACUGCGCCUGGCUCGCCUUUUUAGUUUUGACAUCUUUCUCUUUUGUGGGAAUUUAAUUACUGACGAGAUAUAUAUCGUUUUAAUAUAAAUAUUUACAGAAAAAAUAUAAAUAGAAGGUUUCUUUCAGUGUUAAACUGAUUUUGUAUUCAAGAAUACUUUUCAAUGCGGUGUUCGAGAGUUCAAUAAACUUGUAAGUCAGGUCUGCACGGAGGCCUUUUAGAAAUGUCAUUGGUUACUGGUAUUAAUAGCGAAUACAUAGUGAUUUUCUAGUGACUUUCCUGGUUCUACUUAGUGAUAAACAAUUUGAUAUGGAUAACCAAACAAAUCAAGAAAGGACCGUGCCUAUACAGUACGUACGUGGGUCACGAGCAUUUCGUCAGUUUAAGAAUCCUCCACAGCCUCAUAUGUGCAUUCAGGAUACGAUAAAGGACACUACUGAAAAGUUGUAUAUUAAUGUUUUAGGUUGGCAAAAAAUUGCCAAUCCAAAACAGUACUCAGAUCCUAUACCAUUGUAUGGUGGAAUGCAGGUACACCAAGGGUGUGGUCCAAAUAGUAAUAAGCCACCUCUCUUAGUAUUUGCUGUUAUGGUAAACCCAGAUAUUUUAAAGGCCAAUGGAAAAAAUGCUGCAAACCCAACAGACAGGGAAGCUCUCGUCAGUUUGCUCUGCGACUUUGUAGAGGCAAUGAAUCCAGGUUUACUACUAACAAGAAACCCAAUCAUUAUGAAAGACAAAGACAUAACCGGGGAGUUGAAGGAUGUGUGGCUGGCUGUACAGAAUAAACGAGAAAGAGAGAAAGGGCUGAAUCAAGAUGUUAUGUAUAAGGUUUAUGACAUUGAUGGUAUCGGAUCAGAGGAUGGUAUUGAGGAUGAACAGGCUUUAAGAAAUUGUCAGCAAAAUGACACCGGCUCCCCUAAUAGAAUACAGAUGUCUGACAAGAAGAAUACAGUUAAAUCAUCGAAACAGAUACUCAAAAACGCUGGUCAGAAAUCUGAAUUUGAUUCGGGAAUGAACAACUAUCAGCUGAAUCAGAAUCAGUCAAGUAGAGACAACGCAGACACCACAUACUGCACACCAGUCUACGGCCAAAUAGUUUCGAGCAGAGAAAAUCACAAUCAGAUCAAUGAUAUACAACAGAAAUUCGCUUCAAACGAAAUAACAAAACCUUCAAGCUCAUUCAAAAAGGACUGGCAGUCACCUCAUGGGAAAUCCACAACGGGUUGGGACGAAUUCUCUAAACGCAGUUUGCCGCCAAAAACAAAUGACAAAUACAAAUCUAGAAGUGACAAGUCGAACAAGCCAAUGAGUAACGGCAAGUCACAUUACGACUUCUACCCAGUAUUUGACAAUAAAGCGUCGAUCGUUGCCAGUCCUGAAUAUUUGGACGCCGAUAAGAACUCUGUUAUAGAACAAGAUAUUAAAGACAAUUCUAAAAUUAUUAUAGACCCAAUGCAGAAAUUAGUUCUGCAUUCGACUGAUAACAAAAUAUGUGAUAACAAAACAAGUGCUCUCAGCUCAUUUAGCUCAUAAUUAUUGUAGCUUUUACAGAUAACUUUUGUAUGGAAUGUAUUGGCUUAAUGUUGUUUAUGAAGUAUGUAUUAGUGGGAUGUAGGAGGAAAAGUUUAUGGUGGCUAGUCAAGUAUGUGGACAAUAGAUGCAGAAUAGUAACAGAUCAAAUAGUAUUUUCAGUGUAUAAUUCUUAUCUUUUAGUUCUAUUACUUUUGAUUGGUUCGUUAUAUUAUGCGAUCGCUCCAACAAUUUUAAUUUAGUAUACAUUUUUGUAUCCCAUGUGUCAAUGUGAAUCAGAGUGAGCCGUGCGGUACUGUAUUGAGUUUGUUGAGUGCUAAAGACAUAACGGUUGUGUAUUUUUCUUAGUAUUUUACAUAGUGGUACCCCACACCUUAACACAUUAUAUAUUGUAUAAUGAUAAUUUUUGUAAAUUGCUAUAUUUUUCAUUGUUGCCAAUUAUAUAAAUGUGGUUAUAAUUGGACAUAGGAAUUUUUAAAAUCAUUGCUCAUUAUAAAUUUUGUAAUGUUGUUCAAUCUUUGACUGUUGUUGUAGCGAGAUGGUUUGCAUUUGAAGAUUUUUUGCUUAGCGUAAUAAUGAUCUCUUAAUUAAUAUUGUUAUAAAAUUCAUAAUUCUAUGUGAAUUCUGCCCACGACUAUCCAACACUGCCAAGUGAUGCUUCAUUCCCUUAGCACAUGUAUUUGUAACACAUUAUUUUAUUUCGAAUGUCAAACUUUUAAAUGAUAUAUUAAAUGUUUGUUACAUAGAUUAUAUUCGAAUAUAGAUAACAAAUAAACUUUAUUGAUGUGCAAUUUAAUAUAUUUGUUUAAUGGUCAGAAUAACUGUAUGAGAACACUUUCUGCUAAAAUAUCUAAAGCAAAUUUUUAUAUAAACAAGCUUCCCUUAACAGGAAUUAUAAAUAACUAUCUUAAUGUUUCAAUGUAAUUGUUUUAUAAUUUAAAUUUUGUAUUGAUAUAUUUGAAUUAAAAUAUUUUAUAUUUCAACAUGCCCUUAAUCGAACUGUCGGCAUCGGACUAUAUUAUUUGUAAAUAUUGUAAUAUAUCGGAGACAAUACUAUCAAAUUGGUGAUUUGACCAAUAGUUUAUAUAUAAAAAUUUUAAAGUAAUUCUGACAAUCAACGUUUCAGUUCAUUACGUGUAAUCCUCAACACAAGGCAGUUAUAUAUUGUUGUAUGUAAUUUUCAUCCUCUAUAUAUCUUUAUAAAUAUAUUAAAUGAAAACAUUUUAUAAGAAAAUAAAUAGCUAUGUUAUAUGUUAUGUUAUAAACAAGUGGGUUUUUGAUAUAUGUAACCGAGACAUGACAUAUUCACUUUGCAUUUAUUUUUUUUAAUUUUUUUUUUUUUUGUGUAUAUUUUCGACAUGGCACUUUUAAUGUUUAAACUUAAUUAGAUAUUUUAUAUUAAAAAAAAAAAGUAUUUUUUGAUUUUUAAGCAGUUAUAGAUUUUUAUCAGAAUUUAGCUAUUACAUACAGCUAAUAUUUGUUCCUGUGCUAUCAAAUGUUUUCUAUACCUUUAGUUUUUAAAUGAUUUUUUUUUUUAUGAUUUUUUAGCCUAUGUAAUUCUGUAGCUAGUCUUAAAUUCGCAAUAUUACCUUAUAAUAGCAUUUAUUCCUUUAUUAUGUAGUGAAAUAAUUCGAACAAUUCUUGAGAUUUGUGUAAUAAUUUAAAGUAACGUUAUUAGUUUUCGUACAUUAUUUGAGUGUCCUUAGAAGAUCUGCGUACGUUGUACUUUAUGAAUAUAAAGGAAUUAAAUAUCGGAUCUCUUGUUUACCUACAGUAUUUAAAUUACAUGUCAUUUACAAGACUG
Danaus plexippus (monarch butterfly) is the source of this 3339-nucleotide messenger RNA. RefSeq lists its product as uncharacterized. The record is from RefSeq and is a predicted model, not a curated record. The transcript has 4 exons. Bases 318 to 1538 code for a protein of 406 amino acids. NCBI's taxonomy places the organism in Eukaryota, Metazoa, Arthropoda, Insecta, Lepidoptera, Nymphalidae. Gene Ontology annotation, cellular component: cytoplasm.